AUGCUACGAUUAUUGGAUCCAAAUGAGUCAAAACCAUGGCAAAACUGUGUAAUUUGCAGUGAUAAGAUAUUUUUCAGAACGCCGAAAGAGUUCAGUAGUCAUUUGAGACAAGUGCAUUGUACGAAAGAGGGAGGAUCGUUCGUUUGUCGUUAUGGAAGGAAUGGCGUUUGCCCUUCUCUACCUGUGGAGGGUGUUAGCGAUAAGGAUUACGAAGCACAUGUGAAGAAAAAUCACAUCAAGCUGGAAGAGAGUAAGUGUAAACUGUAAAAACCUAUUUCUAGUAUAAACAAUGAGUUUGACUGCUCCCCAGGGGUAGGGGCGGGGGGUGAAUGUUAGCUCAGAGAAGGCCAAGCUCUUGGGAAGUGGCACUGGAGUGGCUGGGGGUGUGAGGAUGACCAACAUCGAUUUUCUCCUGACAAUAUCUUUACAUGUGCAUGAUCAAGGAUAACUGUCAUGAGAAUGAUUAAUUAAAUGGGAAAUGGCUUAGCCUUACCAAUAUCCCUAAUGCACAUGUGUUAUUUUAUAGCAAAAUCAGAAGGUAAGGCUUCUGCUGGAGAUGACACACUUUAUCCAAGACCACGGUUGCCUCCGAUUUCUUUUCCUAAUGCAUCCUCGUUCACUGUUUAUUCAUCUACCCAAAACCUCCCUGCAAUCCUUAAUGAUCCUCGGCUACUUAAACGCCAGACAGACUUCUUCACUAAGACAUGGGGAGAGGAUUUUGUACCGCAAGAAGUUCCAUCACUCACACUGCUUCCUAACAUUCCAAAGAUUUACUUUGACGACUACUUGAAGAAAAUUGAGUUUGUGAGUUGUUUUAUUUACUUCAUUUUUACUAUAUAAACAUAUCACAUAACUGUCCUUAUAAGAGUAAUCAGUAAUCACAAAACUGUUCAGGAUAAUAUACUUUUAAACAAAAAAAGUUCCCAAGAUUAAUUUUCAGGGAUCUGUGUUGACAAAAAGACUACAAAUACUUCAGAUUACAUACUGUAACCCUUGCACUCCCAAAAAUGGCCAAAUGCAAAGUUCACCAAAAUGUACAAAUUAUAAUUUCUAAAAUGCUGAAAAACAAAAUCAUACGAUGAAAAAGUACUGAAGUAUGCUUAAGUAAAAGUGGAAUCUCAGAACAUGUAGUGAGAACUACAUGUACAUGUAUGUACAUUGUAUUCAUUUCUGUGUAUCUGCUCAUUUUUCAGAGGCUGAAAGUUCACAACAAACUCAGAAAGCAGUCUAUUGGCGGUAGCUCAACAGCUGUGCCAGGUGACACUGGAUUUACAGCAGCUGCUAUUGCCGCUGCCAAAAGACAAAGUAGUGGUUAGUGCUCUUAGAAUUUUCAUCACCCCUAUCCAUUUAAAAGUUACAAGUACAACAUUAAUUUUGGGGUAGCUUCUUACCCCUAUAAAUUCUGUUCAUAACUCGACUCUUGGAUUGUUAGUCAACCACAUUUCCUCAAUGGCAGUGUUAUCAUUUUUCCUGUAAUUUGUUGAAACAAUUUUGCAAUGCAAAAGUAAAAAGUAAAAUUGCCCUUUCAAUCUUUAACCCAAGUGGGGCUUGAACUGCCACAUUAGAUACCACUCUUUCAACGUCUGUCAAGACCAUUAUUAUAACCUUGCUCCCUUUUUCUGACUGACUUUUGCACAGUUAUUAGGAUAAUCACAACCAAGGAUUUUAUCUUGAUAAGUGCUUUUUCUCUUUAUGAUAAUUUCAUUAGUAUUAUUUUUUGAAGUCACUCUAUCAGUUGGCUUAUUUUUUUUCUAUCUUUACUUCGCAGUUGACAAAGUUGCAUCUGAUGUGAACUUAAUACCAAAGGUAGGUUGUGUGAUUACCAUUCUCUGACAUUUUAUGGGCCUCCUUGCCGACUUACGUAAGCUUCUGCGAUACAUAUAUUUUUUGUUUUGGUUAAGUGUAUUUUGUAGGUCAAAUGAAAUUCAGGUUGAAAUACCGCAAAAUUCCGAAAAUAAGCCCCAGGGCUUAUAUUUUUCAAAGGCCCUUUUGGAGGGGCCUAUAAUAUUUGGAGGGGCUUGUCUACAGAGGGAAAUUUGCGUUUCAAAAUCGAUUGGGCUAGCCUUAUAGUUGCAAGGAAAUUUACCGUUUUUGCUUUGUUUUACUCUGUAUUUGAGGGCAAUUUCCAAGGCAAGUACAAGCGCCCCGGGGAACAUAUAUUUGGAGGGGCGGUUUAACGGAGGGUUUUUUGCGUUACGAGUUUGCAGGGCUUAUAUUUGGAGGGGCUUAUUUUCAGAAUUUUACGGUACAUGUAGUUUCAAUCUAGGUUGAAUCUCAAUUUCCCUGGUAUCCUACCCUAAUUAUUCAUGAAUUAGGGCUGAAUUAGGGACAUUUAGGUUCAACCUACAAAGCCAAAAUUUAAAAUGAAGCCCAAUUUCUUAUCCUUAUGGGAUUACUGUGCUGUGGAUUAGAUGACUCUGUUUUUGGCUGAACCCUCACAAUAUGUACUAUUUUGCAACUGCGCAAAUAUCCUUUUUGAAUUUUGUUUCAGGAACAGUGCAAUGCCUGUAGACCAUGAUUACCAGUAUGAAUCGUAGAUUGCAGUUUCUCUAAAUUUAUAGUUAGACUGAAAAUAUUACCGGUAUUAUUUUGUGCUUGUUCAGGUUUUUAUGCAGAGCAAUUUUGCACUUGAGGAUCCUGAGAUUUUUAACCAUGUCCUUCCCUGGAACAUGGUAACACAGGAAACGAAAGGAGGAAUGAGGGAAGCACCCAGAAAUUCAGCUAAACUUCUUCAGGAAAAGGUAUGAAUUAUGAAUCUGUGUAUGUCUCUUUCUCAUGAGCCAGGGGUGGGAAAAAUGUCAAUUAAAGCUUAAUAGAAGACAGUGCGGUCAAUUUAGUUGUGAGAGUAAAAUAAUAAUAUGCAAUGUAUGAUCUCAAUGUUGACAGAUUAUAAAAUUAUGAAACUCAGUUAUCAUUCCUGUCUGUCAUACAUUGAUAUAGUAAUUCCUGAUAAGCUGUAUCAUUUGGAGGGGCCUUACCCUUUUUUUUCCUUGGGCUGAGUUGGUUAAGAUUGACUGUAAACAGAGGGCUCACACCUGCCUUGAUCAACCCUCAAUUAACUCCAAUAAUUUGUUCAGUAUGCCAGGGGCCAUUGUUAAUGAGACUGUUUAAUUUGCAUCUUCCCUCUGCAGCUGUCACAUUACCUUGAUAUCACCGAAGUAAACCUUGCACAUCAAAUCUCACUCAGAUCAGAAGACUUUUUCAGUGCCAUGGCAUCACAAGAUCAGCUUCAAGAUCACGUGGGCCAGACAAUCAGUGAGAUUAAACACCUGAGGUGACUACAGCAACAUGCUCGUCAACUCUUCUUUAGUUUUUUAUGCUGAACCACCACCUGGUUAGCUCAUUUGGGGGAGUGCCGGUCUGCUGAGUGGCAGGUCAUGGGUUCAAACCCCAGCCAGAUCAACACUGAGGGUCUUUAAAUAACUAAGAAGAAAGUGCUGCCCUUGUAAUAACAUCAGCAAACAGUUAGACUUUCUCGUCUACCCGAAUAAGGAUGAGAAACCGUAGGUCCCAUCUCACAGCACUUUCACUUAUCUGGUUCUUGUGGGAUGUAAAAGAACUUGCACCACUGUUUGAAAAGAGUAGGCGAUGUAGACCGCUGAGGUGUGGCUAACCUUUCCUGGGUUAGGUUGGUUAUCUGUAGUGAGCCAAUUCCUAUCCCUUGGCCACUCUUUCACUGUCAGUUGAGAAACAGUGUUGCCUAUCAUCAAGGCCCUGUGUUUUUUUUAAGUGUCACAGGCUACCUUGUAUUAUAUCUAUUGAAGUUUUUCCCGUUGAAAUGCCCAAGGCAUAAGUUAAGCAGCUACAAUGUAGCUGAGACUCCAAGGCAGUUUUAACCCUUUAAGCCUCCAAUAUCCACAGACAAACUCUCCAGGGUGAUCUCUAUACAUUUCUAACAAAACUAGUUGUGAGAACUUGAUAAAAGAUCAAAGCAUUUCCCCUUUGGUGAUCAUGUUAUCAAUUCUUCUUACCUGUUCUCUUGACUUAGUAUUGAUAUUUUUAGGAGAAAAUUGAUUUUGGUCACCCCUUAGAGUUAAAGAAUAAGAGCAUAGCUCUUACAUGUAUAAUCAUGAUUUCUUUAUGUGCUGCUAACUAAUAAUAAAAAAUAUUGUUAUUUAGAACCAAGGUUCAAAAGGUACAAGAAGUUUUGUGUUCUGGGUUCUUGGAUGUUCUUAGGCUAUCGUCAUUACGGUCAAGAUAUUACAGUGUGUAUGAAAAGGUAAGUCUGAAAAAUAAUGUGAGUAAGCUGUAUACCAUAGUUGCAGUUCAUUUUGAAGUACUUGCAGUGAUGUUAAUUAUUGUUUUUUUAGCUCAAGCUGAUGGCCACAGUUCAUCAAACACAGCCUACAAUUCAGCUGUUGUUAACAACGUCAGACUUUGUUGGUGCAUUAGAUCUGAUCAGCACCACUCAGGAAGUCUUGCAUCAAGAACUGGCCGGAAUUCAGAGUUUCAGGUAGGGUGACUGCAUCCUGUUCUCUUGUGCUUAGAAUGCAAACCAUGUAAAUAAACCUUGACAUAUAUUUAAUUUUUGUCGAUUUCUAUCUUAAAUUUCUUUAUUUUACACAAAAUUGUAACCUGGGCCCAGUUGGGAGUUUUUAGCAAAUGAUGGUUUUUAGAAGCCUUAGAAAAUAGCUGAAAUUAAAUUAAUUUUCAUAGUACCACCACUUGUUUGCCUACAAAAUGGUCUUCUGUAUUCUUUUUAAUAAUCAACCUUCGUCGAUCAUCUGAACAGUAGCCUAAUUUCUGGCCAAAAUUUACUUACUCGAAAUACUGUUCUCCAUACAUUUCUUAUGACAACUGUGAAAAAAUCAUGUAACAUGUCAUUUUAUUCAUUGUCGUCAAUUAGGGACAAUUUAAACUACAGUACUAAAAGUAAGAUUUCUGUUUGGUGUGAGGGCUAGGGUGAACUUGUACCUGAAGUUUGUCGUUAAAUGCUUCGUUUUCUUGUAGGCAUUUAGGCUCGCAAUUAGCUGAACUUGAGCGUGUCAUUGAGAAAAUGAUGGAGGCAGAUUUUGUGGAGUUUGCUACAGCUAAUCUGAACAGAGUAGCGGAGGAUGAGCUGGGGAAUGAAGACCUUGUUGAUGAGGCAUGUUCAAACUUGUUUCUUUAAACUGUAAUAGCAAAGCAAGCAAAGCAAAUUAGGGAGCAUUAAAAAUAACCUCCUGCAUGGAGAUGGAAAGCAAAAAAUAUAAGAAAAAAAGCCAGAGAAUUUCUCACAACUGCUUUGUAUAGUAAUAGUAAUAAAAAAAACUGUUGUAUUUACCUUCUCUUAACAGGAUAGACUUAUGUCAGUCUUGUUUGGUCUUCUUCGGAAACACAAGUUUCACUUUCUCCAACCAUAUCGUGAUGAGGUGUAUUCCACAAUUAAAAGCACUAUAAGACAGGUUUGUCAAUGCAAUUUUUCUUAACUGUCAAAGUACCUGUGAUGAAGUUUGAUGACACAUUUUGGAACUUUCUUCAUCAAGUGAAGGUCAAAAACAAGUGGAUCACAACAUAGAAAAAGAGUGUCGUUAAACCACCGUCUUGGGUCAAUAAUGUACUUUUUUGUAAUUCUGAUACUAGAUACUCAUUCCAGUCAUGAAAAAUUUAACACUUUGCAUCGUUCUAAAAGAGAGGAGUUUUUACUUAGGGGUAGCCCAUUAAUAUUUCUUUUACUUAAAAUUUUUGAAAGAUGACUAAUAAAUUUUGGAAAAAAUAUACUUACAGGGUUGACAGUGGGCCCAUAACUCCCUUUGAAUUCUAUAAUAGAUAUUGGGUGGUUAAAGUAGAAUUGGAAUAACAAAAUUUCUUCACUAUCGGCCACCACAUUGAUUUUAUCCUUUUGAAACAGACAGUUCAAGAUGUUGUGAAAGAGAAUCACGAAAAUGAAGAAGAAAGGUAUUUACUAAGGCCAUUGCAAUAUAAUUUGUAUUUAAUAGAUUUGUUCUACGUACUCUUUUGCUCAUUGCUUAUUACUGGCUUAUUAUUUAUAGUCAAAGUCUUGCUGAAGUUGUGAGGAGCUUGGAUUUUCUCCAGUGGAUGGUCAUGUUAGAAAAAGUGUUCAGUACAUCACUGAAUGUGCUAAGGAGAAUGCAGGUACAUAGUUACAGUCAAACCAUGUUAAAAUGGAUACUGAGGGGGUCUUAGAAAGUGUUCAUGUAAACAGGGUGUCCUUAUUAAGCAGGUUAAAUUUAGAGAAAAAGUAAGGGCUUUCCUUCCCUGAGGACAAAGCAAACUGUCCGUAAUAAUGAGUUGUCCAUUCUAAGCAGGUAUCUAAGUAGGGUUUGACUGUACAGUCAACUCUCUCUCUUAACGGACACCUCUAUAAGACGGACACCUCUGUAAAAUGGACACCUAGAUUUGGUCCCUGCCUUUCUCUACUCCCUUUAUUUGACUCUCUAUAAAACGGAACACCUCUCUAAGAUGGACCCUUAGUGCCGGUCCCAAAGGUGUCCGACUUAGAGAGAGUUGACUGUAUUAGUUUAUAGAUCACUGGUUUACAUGUAAGGGAUGAAUUGUGAAUGAGAUAAGAUUUGACUUGCCUAGAAGUUUACAUACUUUUCCUUCCCCAAUAAAAAGACAUCUACUGUUUCUGAUACUAUUCCUCACGUUAUCCUUUAUGUACCCAAAAAAUCAUUUAUAUUUAGACAUAACUGAAAAUAGUACGGUAAAACUGACUUUAUUAUGUCAACAUACUAUAAGAAUGUACAUGUAAAAAGGCAGUCAUAUUUUUCCCCAGUUUUAAUAUCAAGGUUUUGUAUAAGAGGUUAAACCAUUGCUGUGGCAACCAUCACAACCAUGCACAUUGGUUUACAUAUAUUACAAAAGUCUUGAAUAGCUAGAUGUAGGUUCCAAAAAUACUGAAAAUCAUCUGAUUCAUCACCCAUUGGUUACUAACAACCAUUGGCUUGUAUCCAGGUAUUACAUGAGAGCAUGGUUCGUGUCUUAGUGAUGGCAGCGGGCGGAUCCAAGUUGCGUUCACACUCUGACCCUGUUGAUUUAGAAAGCGUGGAUAUGCUUGAAUCUGAAGCCAGCUCGUAUAAACCAGUCUGGUGAGGAAAUUAACGAUAUCUUUUUGUCCAUCCCUCAGUGCGUAGUACCUUUCAUUAAUUCAACCCAUAUGUCAUUUUAUUUCAACAACAUGAUCCAUGAUAUAGUAUAGAAAUUAUUGCAAUAAAUAUGAAUCACAGGUGCAGUAGUAUGCUUUCCUUGUCUUUAGAUGUAGCCCUAACAUCUCCGUGCUGCAAUUUUUUAAUAACUUUGACCAAGUCAAACUGCCUUCUCCCUUGAGAUGCUAGCACACAUGCAUCACUCGAUCGACUAAUUCUGUAGAUUGUGCCUGCAAAGAAGCUAGUCGAGUCUGGCGCAGUUUAAGUCUUUCAAUGUUCUAAGCCCAACACUUCUCUUUCCCUCCCAAGUUCCUUAGUCUGUUUUUAAAUUAAACAACAUGCUUGGCCUACAUCCAAUAGAGAGGAGAAUGUGACGUCACGUUACCAUGGUACCAAAAUGUUUGGAUCAAAACAAAGGGAGCUUGGGCAACAACGAAGGCAACGGCAACGAGGACGGCAAAAAAAGCAAUAAAUUUAUCGUAGUAAAACAACAACUUUGCACGUGCAUCACUCUUUUUCGCACAUUUUUUAGCUGUUGUUGCACGACUGCGACAUGCGCCCACUUUACGGAGUAGGUGAACGCAACACAAAAAGUUUCUUUUUCUUUUUCUAAUCUCACAGAUGGCCCUUUCGGAUUCAAUCCAGAAAAUUUCUCCAACAUUUGACAAAUUAAAUGAAAUUGAAAAAGAUCGAUGAAGUUUGAAACAGUGCGAAUUUACUUUUAAGUGAAUUUUUGGUUUGUUGUCAUCCAAAAAUUUUGCUACCAUGGCAACGUGACGUAACUACUUCUCCUGUCCAUUGAUGGGUGGGGUGUGGCUGACAAUGACCAUUCAUCAUGUCAUUUCAGCAAUAACGUGGAUAUUUUAAUAUCUGCAAAUGACUGUCGUAAACUGACUCAGGAGAGCAAAGAACUGCUGUGCGCUGCAUGUGAAAUGGCACAGUUGCGAUGCGCUAAACUCAUCAAUGUCAGAGGAAAGGUGAGUGUUAUAGGGAAGUUUUGACCUUAGAGAGUUAAUAAAGUGUCGUGUCAAACUCAGUCAGCGAUGAAGACCGUAAAAAUGCCACAGUAUGUAAUGAAGGUGCCUUCUUUCAAACUUGAAUACAAGUAACCCAACUCAGUCUGUUCGUGGAUAAAUUUUCCCAGAGUUGUAUUGUUAGGCACAAAAGACAAAUUAAGUUAGACAUUGUCAUCAGGAAAGUUUGCGGCAGUCACAUAGAGGACGGCAAGUUGGUAAUGACCUCAUUGGCCCCUACAAAAUCUGCGAGGAUUCCACAUUUUUGCACCAACAUUUGUUCAAUCAAUGGCGGAAGUCUCGUACAAUCUCACCCCUUCUUGUAUUAGUAGUGUUUUCUUUUAUGUCAAACAAAAUGAAAUAAUAAUUUUAAAAAAAUUUGGUAAUAAAAUAAGAAGAGAAAUGUGUGUAUUAUGAGUACGAGAUUGUACUUAUUUCUUCUCAAACAGGGAACAGUGUUCACCAGGCGGUAUUUUAUCUCUGGUUUUGUUAGUACAUGGCACUUUUGUUUUGUAUCACAAGCUUUAAUAAGGAUUAGGUAAACCCUGUUCGUGGCUGGUACCUAACGGCCGCGAAUGAAAAUCAAAAAUUGACCAAUCAGAAAGGUUACUCUUAGUAAGAACGCUUACAGCUGAGGCUUGGUAGCCAACUUAUUUUUUUUGUCAGUGUUAUUAAAUAAAACACCUCACGUGGUCACUAUCGGGUAUGAAGAGCAUUAGUUAUCCAGUUAUCUGAUUGGUUAAUUCACAUCACGUGGUACCAAACUGAACAUGGGCUUCCCUGGUGGGAGUUUCUAACCUUUCUUUUCGUAGCCUGCGUUGCAUGAGGAUGUGUCGGAAGCACUACUGAGCGGCGAAGCCGCAAAAACGCGCGCAAACGAGCGUAUUGCUUUGCGCGCUGAACCAAAACCGCCAUUCUACGCAGGCUGUUCUUUUCGUAGAUGGCAGCCGUAACAGUGUGUGCUACGUUGUAUUGCAGGCUGGGUAUCUUGACAGCUUAUCGUCCUCUGAGUUCGUCAGGUUGACUCGAAUGGUGGAGGAUUUUGUAAUGGAUUGUGAGAGGAUAUGCGGCAGACAAAGCCAUAGCCUCAGAGCCACACUGCUCACGCAAGCCAAGAAAUUUGUGGAAAGAUUCCACGAAGAACGCAGGAAUAAACUGAGGUACAAAGAGGGGUUGUUGAAUGUUUUAUAGGGUGAUGUGGUCUACUCAGCUCGGGUGAUGUGAUACCCUGGCUUACCAUCCGGUGGAAAUUACAUGACAUCUUCUUUGAAAUGUUUACUUUAACAAGCCGAAGUAGGCAAGUCUGGCUUCGUAAGAGUUGAUGGUCACAGUGAUGAUGAUGAUGAUGAUGAUGAUGAUGAUGAUGAUAAUGAUGAUGAUUAUGAUAAUGAUGAUAAUAAUAAUGAUUAUAAUUAUGAUUAGGAUGAUAAUGGCUUAGUAAGACUGAAGUUGUGUGAGCUGCUUGCAGUCCAUGAUGGCCAGAAAAGGAUGUUGACUUUGUUUUGUUUUACUCUCAGUUUGAUAUUAGAUAAUGAAAGAUGGAAGCAAGCAGAUGUUCCUUCCGAAUUACAGUCUCUUGUGGAUUCUCUAGUCGAUGGUAAGCAGUACAUGAACCUGCGUUUCUCUCAAAUAUACAUGAAUAGUUUUUCACCUAUUUGCUUCUUGGAACAUUAAUUGUAGUUUCUGUUUCCUUUAGGUAUAUACCCACGAGGAAAAGAACCCAAGUUUUCGAUAGGUGAAUAUGAGCUGUCGAUAGAAUACUUCAAUGAGUAACGUUGACCCUUGUAGUCCCAAGGGUGACCAAUAUUAAUUUUCUCGUAGGAAUAUUAAUACAUCAUCGAGAGAAAAGGUUAUGAGAAUUUCAUAAGGAAACUGGUCAGACCUUUCAUCGAGUUCUCUUUGAAUAAGUGACCUAUUGUGGUGACGUCAUAAUCUCAUUCAGAACCUUGUAAUGUUUUUUAGGUCCUACCGUGCCUGGUGAACAAAAACCGUCACCAAAUUUAGUUGUAAAUGGACAGAGAUUUGCUGUUGUUGGGUGAGUUUAGAGAGCUGAACGAUUUGAAUAAUGGAUUUUCUUUUUCAGCCUGUGACGUCCACCGUUUUUGUUUGUUUGUUUUGCAGGACGGUUUUAUUACUUGUCAACAUGUUAGUGGAGUACUGUCAGUGUGUAGAUGAUACGCCAAUGUUGGUCACAGACAUCAUGAAUAAACUCUUUGAGACUCUUAAGGUAACAGUUUUCUGCGUUUCUUUCUUUGUUUCACUUUGCUCUAAUCAAAGCUUUUAAUGGUUACAAGAACGCAUCAGCGGGAAGAAUCAGAGACGACACACUACUGCAGAAAUCACAAAAUGUGAAAACAGGAAGAAUUUCUUAUAAAACUCUUGAAAAUGAAAAGCACAAGGGAUAGUAACAAUACUUGCGAGGCUUGACGUGAUUAUACACACGCGCGUUAUGGCAUGACAAAUAAAACACUUAUGAUUAGAACGGCGAUCGAAAUGCCGAAAAAUGGUCAAAACGUAGGCGCUUAUUACUGUUGUCGUCUAAAACCCCAAUAUCCACUUGAAGCUGAAAUUCUCAAUACACGCUUUAUUAUGCCCCCGUAUUUCUUGUAGAUGUUCAACUCAAGAACGUGCCAGCUGGUUUUGGGAGCUGGCGCUCUUCAGCUUGUAGGACUCAAGACAAUUACCGCCAAGCAUCUAGGUAUUUAUCAAAAGAAGUAACGCUUUGUAGAGAUUGUAGUUGGUGCCUUUGUUUAGACCUGCGCAAACAGUCCAUGAUGUUUAUGUUUACAUGCAUGUCCCUGACGUUGCUAUGUUCUUUUUGUCCAUUUCACAGCUCUUGCUUCCCGAUGUUUAGAGGUUGUCACAAUUCAUAUCCCUGUAUUCAAAGCACAUUUUGAACAGAGACUUCCACCUAAACAAUACGUGCUGUUAUCACAGUUUGACCAGAUUCUUAAGGUGAUACAAGCAAAGCAAUUCUUUUUGCGUGAGUGUGUGACACUUAGUAUAGUGGGGCAACGAAUUUAGCCUUUUUCGCAAAAAAGCCAUAAAUAUGCAUACGUUACUAAAUAUUAAUACGUGUCGAAAUCAGUUUUAAGGUAGAUGGAAAGGAAAAAAGUAGUUGACCUGAAACUUGGGCCUUGGUCCUUGAAGAAAUAAAUUUUUACUUUUGACUCAUAAGUUGACUCAUAAUUUUUGUUUGUUUUGUUACUCUACAGGAUUAUAACAAUCACCGUCAGGAACUGUUUGGUAAAAUUGUGAAUCUUAUGGAGGAACUGUUCAAAAAUAUUUUCUCAAAGGUACAUCAAACCCUAAUCUUGCAUGGACUCUCCUUGGACAGUUUUCUUUUUCCUUUUUGGCGCUAGAGUUCACAUUGCAAAUCACAAGUCUGAAGUUUAGAGCUUUUUGUAUGGAAUGUCUAGUGUGAUUUGUCGCCGCGAUAUCGAGAAAUUUUAAAAGUGUUCAGAACUUGAUCUAACUUGGCUAUUAUUUUGUACAAACUCCGGCAAACCCUCACCUGUUUCACGAGGGUCGUGUUGAAAACAUGAGUUCAUGUUUCGCCAAUCGUGCUAUGGAGAGCGUGACACAAAUCGCAGAAAUGCCUCCAGAGAGGCGUGUACUUUAUGGCAAUUUAGCUGAAUGAGGUACAGGUGUGCAGACAUUAAAAAUACGAGUAGAACACUCACCAGGUAAGGCCCUAGGCUAACAAGGAUAACUCGGCCAAAGUUAGCCAGCCACUGAUGUUUGCCGCACAUUUUUAUUGUAAAUUCGUUCUCCUCUGACUUUUUUGUGUUUAUUUACGUUUCAUCUUUAUCAGUGGGAAGUUAAAGCUCCUAUGCCGUCUCAAGCCAUGCGCAGCGCUGUCAAGCAAAUCACAAAACUUCACGAAUCUUUAUCGUCUGUUCUACCUGAAACUCAUGUUGAGGUAAGUUUCUAAACAUAACCCCGAGUAUCCAGCUGUAGAUUUGUCUUAUUUUAAUUCAAGUUAUUUAAUUCAAGUUAUUGCGGUAGAACCAGCAUUCCUUUCGCCUCCUCUCGUUUGUUUCAUUGUAACCUAAGUGUAGCCGCACCCUACCCCCGACAAAAAACUCUCUCUCUCCGUUUUUCCGCUGUCGGGGGGAGGGUGCGGCUACACUUAAGCUAGUUUCAUUGCAUUUGUGCCGUUUACAUUCAAAACUCCAUUGUGUGUUAGGACAACCAGAUUUGCGCUGUAAAUAGCUCGUGCAUAUUUACGUCCACCAGCAAGUCUCAUUUUGAAAUUGUAAAUUUGCAAAGUUUUCCUUCGGUAAAUUUCCGAGGCUGGCGGGUGGAGUGAAAAGAAUACCUAUACAAAGAGAUCGCUAAUGCGAAGAAUUCUCUUCACAAACGGGGCUUGGUGGUGAAAUUUACUGCUUACAUUGCACUAACCGUUCUUACUGCCUGAAAAGUAUUUUUGAUCAUUAUUGUUUUCAAGUCAAUAUUCCGAGAUGUCAAAAGAGCGUUUAAAACGAGUCUGGCGCAUAAACUGGACAGGUUAGGAGUUAGCAACGAUGGUGGCCCACAGCAUGGGUAAGUAUUCGCGUUCGUCAGAACGCAUCCUAAUCUUGGUGUUCCUGUGUGGUACAUAGCCACAAAUUUUCGAGGUGUCGCGGGCGACUGCCGAUUGGCCGCCCCUACUGAUUUUAUCAGGGACAUCUCGGCUGGAAACAGGACUCCUUUCUACUCAAGUGACGAACGCGAAUCCUUAAUCAGUGACAACCUCUAGUCAUUAAAGAUAAGAAAUAAUUCACCAAACGGCAUAGGGUAUCCCUUCGAUUCGUGCGAAUGACAUUUAGAUCUCUACGUAACUGUCACGAAGUGUCUCAUGGUACGGUUCCGAGGGAAAAACGUCAGCGCUCCAUACUGACUGCAAUGAAUUGUUUGACAGUUUGGACAAACGAAACAGAAAGCUGUGAACUGAGUGACUAAAUGUGUUUCGUAUUUCAGGCUCGUCACGUCUGAUCUUGCAUUCUUCAAGGAAAGUUUAAAGAAUCUCAUUGGAUUGGGAGACAUUGGUAAAAGCCUUGACGACUUGUGGAGGAAUGUUAAUGACCUCAAAAUGAACAGGGGUUCACCGUCCACAGGGCGAAAAAAUCUCUUGCAAAGAUAA
Porites lobata is the source of this 13226-nucleotide messenger RNA. The record is from the annotation of a GenBank genome assembly. Lineage: Eukaryota; Metazoa; Cnidaria; Anthozoa; Scleractinia; Poritidae.